This is a messenger RNA of Chrysemys picta bellii (western painted turtle), 2749 nucleotides long. RefSeq lists its product as uncharacterized. NCBI's taxonomy places the organism in Eukaryota, Metazoa, Chordata, Testudines, Emydidae. Gene Ontology annotation, cellular component: mitochondrion. Gene Ontology annotation, biological process: regulation of autophagy. The record is from RefSeq and is a predicted model, not a curated record.
AAAGCUUUCUUCAAAAGGGCACGAGAGAAACAUCAGCCACUUCCAGAAGAGACAGAGAGCCUUUAAGAGCCUCAGCGUGGUCACGUUUUGGACAAUCCUUUUGAAGAAACGCAAGAGAAGGGCUGCGGUGAAGCACAGCAAGCUUGUCGUGGGCAGUGUGGAGAGGAGCAGACCGGGGCAUGCUGUGCUCUGGCUAUCCCCAUUUGGCAGACUGUCUCUUGGGAUCCUUCGCUAGCUGGUAUAAAUUAGUGCAGCCAACAGGCUCUUCUAAAACUUCAGACGGCUCCAGGAUCAAGGAACUGUAACCAGCUCCCUUGUCUUUCUCCCUCACCCCUACCUGAAGCUAGCAACUGAGAAUCAAGACGAAUAUAUUGCUAGUAUUUUCACACCGACUCCGUGCAACGCACAAACAGCUGCUCUCUUCCUGUGGCUCCAGGACACCAAUGGCACCCCGCAUACGACUGACUAUAUCAAAGCCUCUCCCAACCAUCUGUGAAACCCAGGAGGAAGUUUUAGAAGAUGUAACCAGCAAUGCAAAAGGCUUUGGGAGCUUCUCUAUCGACUCAGAUUCUUGUUCCAGUGACGACUACCUUCAAUCUAUCUGUCAUUUAGCAAGACCCACCUUCCCAGUGCUUCCUGAAAACGGUGUGUUUCAAGACAAGAAGGUAUUAGAAACACUCCAAAGAGUGUCCUGGUUCCCAAAGCUGGCAGUGGCACAGCAAGUCAUUCCAAAGUGCAAACUGACCAACAUCUUCUCAGACAUGAUGUCUUUAGAAAAAAUUAGCUUAGUACUUGACAAUGCAAAGCUAUACCCCUGUACCAGGGCUGAUCCACUAGAACAGUUGUACGCGCAAGCGGAGAAGACACGACACUACAGGGGUUCUGUUUAUGGUGAAAGCUCUAGCACUGAUGACUCACAGCAUAGGGGGGAUGAAAUUCAUCCAUCCACCCCUCAAGAAAAAACAACAGAAAAACAAGAUCUAGCUGGGGUAUUCCGUUUUCCAAGGCUUCCCUCUCCAAGACCAACAGAGAGAGAAAAUAGCUGCCCAGAGCAGAAGUGUCUGAUAAGCAAUAAGAUAAUGGCUGUUUCUGAAAAUGAUCAAACUCAGAAAGAAAACUGCACCAUAUUUAUUGAUGGUAAACGGAUAUGGCCACACCCACCCAGAGAGAAACAGCAAGGAAACAAGGGUUUGAGCUGCCCCCUACGAAGACAAUGUGCUGUGUUCAGAACAGCAGGUGGCACUGAAAAAGAAGAAGAGCUGAAAUCUUCUAGCGAUAACAAAACUGUGAAGGGAGAGGUUCUUAAUAAGCAACGUUACCCACAAUGCUUUCAGGUAGAUAAAAAAGCCAUGAUCCAUAGCUGGAUCUCGGAGUGCAAGUGUGCCUGGAAAGGAGCAAAGGUUAAAGGUUGCCUACUUCCUGCCAUCGCAGAAAUAUGAAAACGUGAUGCUGAGUAGCUGCAUCUUUUGCAAGACAUUGUGGCCACGGCUGUCUUAAAUCCCUCCCUGCUACCUGCAUGCGUUGUGCAGAGAAGAGGGGUGCAGUAUACAUGUUUACAAUGAAGCAGAUACAUUUGUGAUCCAUUACAUCUCUCACCUAUGUGCAAACAGGCAAUAGAUCUACUAACGUGGCUAUGCUUUAAAAAAAGGAGAGCUCUAAAGACCGAACUAUUGAGUCGGCUCUCAGAUACGCAGGCAUUUGUAACAGCUUCUCUCCUUGGCUCAGCAACUCCUUUUGCACAUGCCUGUCUUGUGCUCUGAGAACGGCUGUAAUAAUACGGGUUUCAGGGUAGCAGCCGUGUUAGUCUGUAUCCUCAAAAAGAACAGGAGUACUUGUGGUACCUUAGAGACUAACAAAUUUUUGGUAUGAUGUCCAUCUGCUUGCAUUUGGAAAGGAAGAUGAUGUCUGUCUGUAUCUGUUAGUCUCUAAGGUGCCACAAGUACUCCUGUUCUUUUUGUAAUAAUACGUGUCUCUACAUCAGAGAUGGAGACAUCAGUCAGGUACAUUAAACAGGGGAAACAGCUGUUUAGAAGUGGGAUGUGUAAUCUGUAGGAGCAUCAAGCCAAUGGUGGUUUACAGCACAUGCCAAAAUUGGCACACGUCACACCCCUGGAUGGAUUCACUCUGCAAGGAAACUCCUGCAGGAUGCUUAGACAGCACUAUAUGUGCUUUUUGACACAAGUGCAGGUUCGGGAAGAGGCUGGUCAGCCUCACUGCUAACUUCUCAUUUGACAGCUGGCGGGUUAAACAUUUCAACAUGUAAAUGCUCUAAAAAUGAUGCGGUCUCAUUGAUAAACUCAAUCCAUUAGCAUGCGAGGUGGAAAAUACAAAAACCUCCUUGGGCAGAAUUCUCCUCGUGCGUACCCCAGUGUGGCUCUGUUAACUUCACUAGAAGCAUGUUUGAUUUAGGCUGGCAAGGGAGGAGAAUCAGACACUCUGUGUGUAGCAGCUUGUACAGUAACAUGCCAGUGCUUGUCUUGUGAUGCUAUUAUUGUAGUUUAGUGAAAACUGUCUGCUUUUUCACUGCUAUUACAGACUCAAGUGAAUUUCCAGCAGCCCAGGCAGGGCCGGCUCCAGGCACCAGCCGACCAAGCACGUGCUUGGGGCGGCACCUUGUAAGGGGCGGCCAAUCUUCGGGUGCUGGGGCGGCACUCUGGGGGGCGGGGUUUGGUUCAGCGGGGCAGCGCUCCAGGUUUUUUUGUUUGUUUCAGCCGGGCAGUCCUCGGGGGUUGUUUGUUUCGGCGGGGCG